GUCAAGUUUAAAAGAUUGUUCUCGAUAAACUUUAGGCUACAUAUUUUAAUAAAACAGCAAUUCCUAAAAAAAAUGUCCUGAUUGUAAUAAAUAAAAUGGAACUGAAUUAUUAACAGUAAAUGGUUUCUAUUGUCGCUAUUUGUAUACAUUUUUAAUCAGGACAUCGCAAUAGGUUAUAGAAAGACUUGUUAUUAUUUAAAUUUGAAAAUCAUCUUGCCCUCGCUUCGUAACAAAAUGUUUUGUUGGGGUAAUGCUACUCAUCACGAAUUGUGCAUUGAAGGUUCGGAUAAUCUUGACCUGGUCAUUAGACCAACAUUUUCUAAAUGGAAGGAAAGUAGUCAUAUCCAAUUUGUAGCUGCAGGAGAAUUUCAUACUUUGUAUUUAACCAAUGUUGGUCAUUUGUAUUCCUGUGGUAAUAAUGAUGUUGGACAAUUAGGACGACAAGCUAAAGAGGAAGACGGGAAAUAUCCAGGUUCGCUUGUUGAGACAUUUAAAGGAUGUAGUUUGUCAGCUAUAGCAUGUGGCAUGCAUCAUUCUAUGGCCAUAGAUGAAUGGGGCCAGCCAUUCAGUUGGGGUUCUGAUAGUAUGGGCCAGUUGGGUAGUAAUCUUGGUGGCCACGCUCAGGAUAAACCAAAAAUUAUUAAAUUUCUGGCCACAAAAAAUGUGAUUCAAAUUGCCUGUGGAUUCUACCAUUCAGUAGCAUUGACUAAUAAUGGUGAACUAUAUGCUUGGGGAGCAAACAGUUUUGGUCAGUGCGGAUUGGGCACAAUGUCAAGUAAGACAACCACACCGCAACAGAUAGCAUCAUUAGUUGGAGUUCCGAUCGCUCUGGUGGCUUGCGGUAGUAAUCACACAUUUGUGUUAUCAAAGUCAGGUGCUGUGUUUGGAUUUGGUAAAAACAGUCAUGGUCAACUGGGACUACAAGAUAGAGACAAUAGAUGUUAUCCCACACAUUUGAAAGUUUUGAGAAAUGUCAAGGUUUGUUAUAUUUCAUGCGGGGAAGAUUUUACUGCCUUCCUUACUCUUGAUGGCGGUGUCUUUACAUGUGGGUCCGGUGAAUAUGGACAAACAGGACAUGGUGCAGUGAAAGAUGAACUGGUACCUAGGAAGAUAGUAGAGCUGAUGGGCAGCACGGUGACGCAGAUAGCGUGCGGGCGCCGGCACCUGCUGUGCCGCGUGGGCGAGCGCGUGCUGGCGUGCGGGUACGGCGCGCGGGGCCAGCUCGGCUGCCCGCACAUGGCGUUCGCGCUCGUGCCAACCCCAGUACCGUUCACGCCUAAUGAUGAGUCGCCGACUGAUAAUGCUGAGCAGACUAAGCCAAAGAAGAAAUCCAAGCUGGAGAGUACGACUGCAUUCGGUAAACAGGGCGCAGGAACCUCCAAACUUAAUUUCUCAGCAGAUAUGCUGAGCGGGCCUAUAAAGGUGUUUGCUGGUGGUGACCACAGUUUCUUAGUGCUUUGCAGUGAUAAAUCGAGUCCCACAGACGCUAGGAUACCGGAUAGUAGGCGACAAAUUAUGACGCUAAACAUACCUAAAAUAGCCGCUUGUGAGGUCUUCAAAGACGAUGAUGUUGUAAAUCAAGACCUUAUGGCGUACUUGGAAACAGUGUUCGGGUCGUUAGCGUGUAUCAACGGCUCAUUCUUGUUACAAAACAGUGCGCACUUUGGUUGUAACACUAAAAUGCCUGGCGUAGAUCUCAUGAAGGCACAAGAGGCUUUUCAUAUUAUAAGUCGAUUAGAAAAUACUUCUAUAAAAGAACUUAUAUUUAGUCAUUUAACGGAAAAUAUAAUUAAGAAAGUGAAAACAUCCCCACCUGAUGCAGAAGCACUGAGAGUGUUUCUCGUAUUGCCUUUGUAUCAUGAAAUGAGGAAUCCGCGAAGACAUCCUGAAUUACAGGGUCCGUUCGCGGAAGCAUUCAACAAGUUACUGGUUCACCCGCAACGUAUUGUGCACCUUUGGUGGGAGGCACAAACGGGCGAGUAUUUUGAAAUGUUGGUGGACAUAUUCAAAAGUGUCAUCGUGUAUGAGCUUAUGCAGCCAGCGGUUAGGGCUAAUAAGAAAAUAUAUUUCACACAUAGCAUCGUUCAAAUAUUAAAUACUCUCUCUACACUAAAUAAGAUAAACUUCACAAAUCCCAAGAAACCGAAAAUACCAGCUGAAUGUUUCUAUGUAGAAGAUCUCUGUUCAUAUGUGGAUAUAGCGACGGAUUAUAUUAACUGGCUCUCUGACCAAGAUUCCUUACAGCCACACCUCUGCAACUACGCGUUCCUCUUCGACGUGCAAUGCAAAUCCUUACUUCUAAAGAUAGACCAGCAAUUGCAAAUGCAAAUGGCGAUCACAAGAGCGGCUACACAAAUGUUCACACGGCUGUUCAUGGACCCUACUUAUCCGUACCAAAGAGAUCAGUUCCUCAAUCUGACGGUAUCUAGGAACCAUAUUGUGCGCGAUACGAUGCUACAAAUUAGCAAUCAUGAUAGUUCACAGCUGAAGAAACCGCUUAGAGUAGAAUUCGUGGGCGAGGAGGCGGAAGACGGUGGUGGUGUGAAGAAGGAGUUCUUUUUGUUAUUGCUCAAGGAAAUAUUCGAUCCUGUAUACGGAAUGUUCAAACAGUCGGAAGAAACUAAUAUGAUUUGGUUCUCGAACAAUCCGUUUGAGGAUGAUGUUAUGUAUUAUUUAAUUGGUGCAAUAUAUGGCCUAGCUAUAUACAAUUCGAUAAUAAUAUACGUGCCAUUCCCUCUCGUGUUGUACAAAAAGUUGUUGGGAGAGUCUGUGAUGUUGGACGAUCUAUCGGAUUUGUAUCCCACGUUAGCUAAUAGCCUUAAGCAUCUCUUAGACUAUCCUGAUGAGGAUGUUGAAGACGUAUUCAGCUUAUGCUUCGCAGUGAAUACUGUAGUCUUUGAUCAAAUUCAAGUCCAUCCACUCAAAGAGAAUGGGGAAAAUUUGCCCGUCACUCACGAGAACAAGGCGGAGUACGUCGAUCUAUAUGUUGACUUUUUGCUCAAUAAAUCUGUAGACAAUCAGUUCAAAGCAUUUAAUCAGGGUUUCCAGAAAGUAUGCGGCGGUAGGAUAAUAAAAUUAUUUAGAUCCCACGAGCUAAUGUCAGUGGUUAUUGGUAAUGAGGAAUACGAUUGGGACAUAUUUGAGAGUAACUGCGAGUAUAAAAACGGUUAUACGGAGACUGAUCCGCAAGUUAGAUGGUUUUGGGAAGUCUUUCACGAGUUAUCUAUUGAAGAUAAGAAAAAGUUCUUACUUUUCCUAACUGGAAGCGACCGCGUGCCCAUACAAGGCAUGAGAGAUGUAAAAAUAAGGAUUCAACCAGUUGCCGACGACCGUUUCUUCCCCGUCGCUCACACAUGCUUCAACCUCCUGGACCUCCCUCGCUAUAAGACAAAAGAACGCCUUAAAUACUAUCUCCUCCAAGCUAUUCAACAAACACAAGGAUUUUCACUCGUCUAACUAAAUUAUAUAUAUACGUCACACAAAUUAUUAUGUGUUUAUUAUGAUGUUGUUACUUGCAUGUGAUAUGUUGGUAUGGAAAUCAUCUGAGGUUGCAAAAGCCUAACUCAGUUCGUUGUUUUUAAAUUUCAUUUUAUUCAGUUAUGAAUACACAUUGUUUCGGUGUAGAUCUCUACAGCAUUAGAAAUGACACAAACGCAUAUUUUGGUGUUAUCAGAAAAUGCUUCAUUGAGACACAAACACUAUUUGGCAUUUUUGAAGUUAAAUUUAGAAUGACUUGCUUAUUUUUAUUGCAUUUUAACGAUAAAUAUUGCGUCCUAUAAAUGAUAUUAACAAUUAUGCAUAGUAGAGACAAUUGUACAAUAGAAUUUUAAUGAACCACGUGCCAAAAUUGAUAUACAAUUUUGCACAGGUGUUUUGCUCCAAUCUAGAUUGUUCUAUGUAUUAAAUACAUAAUAAUAUAUGUAUAAUAUAAAACUCUAAUAAAUACUCGUGUUCAAAAAGAUUAAUGCUACAUCUAAUUAUUGCUUUCGUAUGUCAUUAAUAAUUCAGAUAAAGAACGAAUAUUUUAUUGUGUCACUUCACAAUUCAGUCAUUGUCAUUCUAUAAUGGACCGGAACAGGUGCUAUUCAUACUGCAAAUAAAUUUAUUACGUCGCAUCUUUAAAUAACAAUCAAUGUUACUACCUUCUUGGGAGUUUUUCACGAUGUGACCGUUAUAUGAAAAUUAUGCUUAGGAAAUAUUUUGUUAAAAAAACUUAUAUUCUUUAAUAGGUAACAAGUAUCUGGGCGUUUUGAACACCAUGCCUUUGCUAGAAUGCCAACAUUAAAUAGACACGGUUGAUAAAUCGUUUAAUAAAUAAAGAGCCUGUUAAAUUUUUAUUUUUUACUAAUAAUAUGAUAACUUGGAUCGUUAAUUCAAUAUUAAGUAUGGAAACGUAAAUUGAUUUUCUUGUUAACAAUUAUUAUUUUACAAUUAUUGAUAAUUAAGAAUCGUUUGAUCAAUUGACGAGUAUAUAAAAAAAAACGAAAGAAACAAAAAGUUGCAUUACAAUUUGAGGUCUAAUGUACAUGUUAUAACAUAUUGUUAACAUUCAAAUUUGCACCUUAUGUUCUAAGAAAUAAUUAACAAUUUAUUUGAACAGACUGAUCAUACUACUAAAAAUAGCUUUAAAAUGCUUUUUAAAGUGAAAUAUUUAUCCAUUUUUUCAGUAAGGUUAUAGUUUAACACCCGUGACCUCAAUUAAAUAUACAAUGUGUUCGACAUUUUCGCCUUCACGUAAUAUUCGAUUUUAAACAUCCCACAGUUUAUGACAAGUUUGUUGUGUUGUAUCAUUCAUAUUGUUAUUCUGUAUUUUUGGGAAAGUUAUGUAGUUAUGUUACCGGGUUCGCACUGAUUUAACAUUUACGGAAAAUCAUUUUUAGCGUUUGACUUUGAACAUGCAAUAUUGUACUAUCAAAUACCGGAUCAAUAGUAGGUUUGUGUCAAAGCAAUAUUAUAUCAAUACUUUUACUGCAAACGAAGAAAUCAUAAUACUUUCUUAUAUUCAUCGUUUCGUUUCUACGUUGUUAUUAGUGCGAACCUAGAAUAAGCAUAACAAUUAUUUUAUAAUAUCAUCAAAAUAUUAAGUUUAAAAAUUUUGACAAAUAAUGUACAGAUAUAAAUUACUUAUUGCUGGUAAUUGCUGUGAUAUAUUUUAAUAAACCGAGACAAUAUAUCUCACUUUGGGAAACUC
Colias croceus (clouded yellow) is the source of this 5191-nucleotide messenger RNA. RefSeq names its product probable E3 ubiquitin-protein ligase HERC4 (gene Herc4). Gene Ontology annotation, molecular function: ubiquitin-protein transferase activity. The record is from RefSeq and is a predicted model, not a curated record. NCBI's taxonomy places the organism in Eukaryota, Metazoa, Arthropoda, Insecta, Lepidoptera, Pieridae. Bases 235 to 3456 code for a protein of 1073 amino acids. The transcript has 21 exons.